GAAGAAUUUAAUUCUGCACAAAAAAGUGUCAUGACCUUUUUCUCUGCACCCAACGGUUCAGUUAUUCAUCGACGAUAACGAAAUGGUCAUUGAUAAAACAGAUAUCUGUACCGACUCCAGUCAAUUUGAGUCCCCACCCACAAUCAGUCAUCCUGAAUCAUCCAACAAAACAAACUGUCCCCUGAACCUCUCCACGAGCAUCAAAACCAGAAUCAGUGAGAAAUGUCUAGAUUUCUCAGAAUCCUACUGCUCCUCUCAUGCUGGGCUGUUAUCGGCAACGCCCUAGAGUGCUAUAUCUGCGAUCAACAAGAGGAUAACACUGACAAAUGCCUUUCCACAAUAAAUCCUUGUGAACAUGGCGAGGACGCGUGCUUCACAGAGGUCAAAUGGGGCAGCACUCCCUACUGGUCUCCGCGGGCUCAGAAACAAUAUUACAUAUCCAAGAAGUGCAUGUCGAAAAAGGAAUGCGAGAGGAUCAGGAAGGCGAACAUGCCUGACUGCACGUAUUUGUGGUACCAGGACUGGAAGUGCUCCGAGUGCUGUCAGGGAGAUCGGUGUAACUACUACAUAUUUGUGAGAAAUAUGAUGAAAACGGUGAUAAAGACCUUCACGAGAAAAAAACUCGUCGACUGCACAGCGGAGUCUGGCCUAGUUCGGUGUUUAUCUACUUUGGACUUGACUGCCCUUGGAAUAGGCUCCACACUGGGGGUUGGGGUUUAUGUACUCGCGGGGGCGGUAGCUAGGGACGUUGCAGGACCAGCUGUCGUGAUUUCAUUUGCAAUCGCAGCAGUUGCAUCGAUGUUCGCAGGUCUUUGUUAUGCGGAAUUUGGGGCUCGAGUGCCUAAAGCCGGUUCGGCUUAUGUCUACAGUUACGUUACGAUGGGAGAGUUCAUCGCGUUCCUGAUCGGUUGGACCCUGAUCCUGGAGUACAUUAUUGGCUCGGCCAGUGUUGUCAGGGGUCUCAGCACUUACGUCGACGCACUGUUCAAUAAUUCUAUGAGAAAUGCCUUCGAACAUGCUGCACACAUCGAGGCGGAUCACUUCUCACCGUAUCCGGAUUUUUUCGCCUUCGGAAUAACAAUCGCAUUCUCACUUGCGUUGGCAUUCGGAGCUAAGGAAUCAUCCCUGGCGAAUAACAUCUUCACGUUCGUGAAUUUGGCAGUGGUUUUGUUUGUCAUUAUAGCUGGGAGCUUCAAAGCAAACGUAAAAAAUUGGAAACUCGAGACUCCCUGCACGAAAGGCCCAAAAGACGACUGCACUAAUGGAAUCGGUGGCUUCGCACCCUUCGGGAUUUCCGGUAUCCUGACGGGCGCUGCGACCUGUUUCUACGGGUUCAUAGGGUUCGACUGUGUGGCCACAGCUGGGGAGGAAGCAAAGGACCCCAAGAAGUCAAUCCCCAUCGCCAUCGUAGCGUCAUUGACAGUCGUGUUCCUGGCGUAUUUUGGAGUCUCAGCUGUUCUGACGACAGUUCUCCCUUAUUACGAGCAGAAUCCGGAUGCCCCCUUUCCUCACGUCUUCGACAGCAUCGGCUGGAGCUGGGCAAAGUGGAUAGUCUCCGUAGGAGCCAUCAGCGGACUCUGCUCAAGCCUCCUCGGUGCCAUGUUCCCGUUGCCGAGGGUCAUCUACGCUAUGGCUAAUGAUGGAUUGAUCUUCAAGUGGAUGGGGACUGUCAAUUCUAGAUUCCACACCCCGUUGAUGGGGACUCUGUCCGCUGGAUUGUUAACUGGUGUUCUUGCUGCAAUUUUUGAGCUUGGACAGCUCGUGAAUAUGAUGAGCAUUGGAACUCUUCUGGCUUAUUCGAUAGUCGCUGCUUGUGUCUUAAUUCUAAGAUAUGAGGAAAAUGAAGCUUAUGAGAAACGAGACAACAGAGAACCCAAGACGUUCAACUACGCAGCAAAACAACUCAUAAACCUGAAUAAUCUCCACAUGUCAACGAAAUUGACGAGUCAAAUCGUCAGUUGGCUCGUCUUCAUUUACGUGAUUCUGUGUUUCUGUCUGACCGGAAUAAUCCGCAAUUUCUCGGGAGAAAUAAUGAAAGGCUCGGUCUGGCCGAUAAUUCUCCUCGCAGUGACCCUCAUGUGUCUGGCGUUAACAAUAUUAUUUGUUUAUCUUCAACCGAAGUCCGACAAGAAGCUGACGUUCACAGUUCCACUGGUGCCCUUCCUCCCGGCCUUGAGCAUUCUCAUCAACAUUUACUUGAUGGUGAUGCUGGAUAUUAUGACGUGGGUACGAUUCGUCGUGUGGAUGGUCUUGGGUUUAUCAAUUUACUUCUUCUAUGGGGUAUGGCACAGCACACACAGAGAAAACCCGAAAAAUUCGGAGACAACGUAACGUAUAACGGGGCCAUAGUCUAAUAAAUAAUGAUAAGAUAUUUUACAUUGUUCGACAAUAAAUUCAAAAACUUGAAUAAAACUUUGAAACAAGCAA
This is a messenger RNA of Diachasmimorpha longicaudata, 2427 nucleotides long. RefSeq names its product high affinity cationic amino acid transporter 1-like. Gene Ontology annotation, molecular function: L-ornithine transmembrane transporter activity; L-lysine transmembrane transporter activity; L-arginine transmembrane transporter activity. The coding region runs from base 223 to 2331 and encodes 702 amino acids. The record is from RefSeq and is a predicted model, not a curated record. The transcript is spliced from 5 exons. Gene Ontology annotation, cellular component: plasma membrane. Lineage: Eukaryota; Metazoa; Arthropoda; Insecta; Hymenoptera; Braconidae. Gene Ontology annotation, biological process: L-ornithine transmembrane transport; L-arginine import across plasma membrane.